Molecule: messenger RNA, 1002 nt
Organism: Pneumocystis carinii B80
Lineage: Eukaryota; Fungi; Ascomycota; Pneumocystomycetes; Pneumocystales; Pneumocystaceae
Exons: 8
Coding region: 47-958 (303 amino acids)
Biological process (GO): chromatin organization; regulation of DNA-templated transcription
Cellular component (GO): nucleus; NuA4 histone acetyltransferase complex; Rpd3S complex
Source: RefSeq, a predicted model, not a curated record
UUUACGCUUUAUCGACACCGCUCGAGUUAAACUUUUGUUAAACAUUAUGGUAAGUGCCUUUAAACCUGAUGAAAGAGUUCUAUGUUUUCAUGGACCUUUGCUUUAUGAAGCUAAAGUUUUAAGUGCAGAACUAAGAGAACCAGAAGAUGCAGGAGAGAAUGCUGAAAAAGAGCCUCAUUUACGUGUCCAUUAUAAGGGCUGGAAGUCAACAUGGGAUGAAUGGGUGCCAGAAGAUCGAGCUUUAAAGUGGACAGAAGAGAAUCUAGCUACGCAGAAAGAGUUACAAAUGGCAGCGCUUGCUGCACAGAAAAAAUCAGGGCGAAGAGGCUCGGGAAGAUCUAGCGAAUUGACGGAAGGAGGUCCACCUCAUCCACGAGGCCAAAAACGCUCAAGAGAUGCUGAUUUAGAGAAGGAAGAAGAUUUCACUGUUAAACCGGAAAUUAAUAUCCCAAUUCCUGAUACAUUAAAAGCACAGCUUGUUGAUGAUUGGGAAAAUAUAACAAAGAAUCAACAACUUGUUUCAUUGCCACGAUCACCAACUGUAACGGAAAUUUUACAGAAUUAUAAAAAUUCUAUUUUAACAUUGCAAAAAAAACGUUUUACUGACUUGGAUACGGAUAUAUUUGAAGAAGUUGUAUCGGGUAUUAAGCUGUACUUUGAUCGGUGUCUUGGCAAUAUUUUAUUAUACCGUUUUGAAAGACAACAGUAUUCAGAUAUACGAAAAACCGCUAAAGAUAAAGAAAUGAGUGAUAUUUAUGGUGCUGAACACUUGCUUCGAUUGUUUGUAACCCUUCCUGAAUUGAUUGCACAUACAAAUAUGGAUUAUCAGAGUAUACAAAUAUUAAAAAACUAUAUUAAAGACUUUUUAAAGUUUCUUGUUAAGAACCAAGCUGAAUAUUUUUUAAAGAUAUAUGAGAAUGCUUCGCCUAAUUAUCAAUCACUUGUACGAGGUAUAUAAAACACUUAUUUAUUGACAAUUAUUCAGUAAACCAUUCAUCUAUU